AGGUCAUAACUACGCGCACUGACGUCACAAUUGCGACUAUCUCUCCCGUACCAAAACAAAACAUGUCGACUGCAAUGAAUUUUGGGUCGAAGAGCUUUAAACCUCGACCACCUGACAAAGGGUCGUUCCCACUGGAUCACUUUGGAGAGUGCACAACCUUCAAGGAGACGUUCAUGAAAUGUUUACAAGACAGCAGCUUUGACAAUUCUAAAUGCCGACUUCAAUCCAAAGCCUACCUGGAAUGCCGCAUGCAAAAUCAACUCAUGACAAAGGAACCACUGGAAAAACUUGGAUUCAAAGACCUGGCUGAUCCUCCUCCCAGCCAACACUGAGAACGCCACAAUGAAAAUAUGAUUUGUGUUUGAAAUGUGGAACAGAAGUGUGCAAGCGAGGUUGAUAGAAUGUUCCAGGAUUGUAUAUGAAAUUUAAUAUGCCUUUUGACAUAUACUGUAAAUAAUUAAAUCGUUUGUACUUUAACCAAGGUGUGUGUACAGCUUGAAUAUCUGUUUCAUUGACUUCAGAACUUCACCGUUUCACCCCCCCACCCAACGCACAGGACGAGUACACAUUUUGGUAUAAAAUAAAAUAAAAAAAACACUUAAAUCAUGCAAGGAUGUCAGAUAUGUGUGAUACAGUGCUACCUUAUGAGUUUUAUGAGAUAGACUUCAUCACUUGGCUGAUAUUUUGCUGCAUUUAACUGUAUGUUUAUGUUGUCAGGUAAAAGUUAGCUGACAUUUCUUUCUAGUUCGGAAACAUUAGAGAUAUUAUUUUAAAUAAAAUUCAAAUAUUUUUAGUCUACCUUAACAAUAAAGGAAUCCGCCUCACUGUUCAAAACAAUAACAAUUUAUAGCUGUCACUCCAGUAUUGACAAUUAAUCGUUGUGCUUAUUUACAUUUUUAACUGCUUAUAUAUAAUUUAUUGACAUGGCUGCAUGGAAUAGAUGUCUGACAAGACUUGCUUACUAUCAUAA
Syngnathus acus (greater pipefish) is the source of this 970-nucleotide messenger RNA. It is a transcript of the gene cox19, whose product is annotated as cytochrome c oxidase assembly protein COX19. The record is from RefSeq and is a predicted model, not a curated record. NCBI's taxonomy places the organism in Eukaryota, Metazoa, Chordata, Actinopteri, Syngnathiformes, Syngnathidae. Bases 63 to 332 code for a protein of 89 amino acids. The transcript has 3 exons. Gene Ontology annotation, cellular component: mitochondrial intermembrane space. Gene Ontology annotation, biological process: mitochondrial respiratory chain complex IV assembly.